GCGCGCUGCAGGUUUGCGUAAAGAGUAAACAACUCCGAUAAAAGCGAACAAAACUUCCCCUCAUUUGUUAUUUUGUUACUAAUACGGUUCACAAGAACCCCACAGACACAUUACUCGACGGAGACACAAUAAUUAGAGCUCUAUGGCCUUGCAGUCAACACCCAAAGCUGGUCAUCAUCACCACUCAUCAGCAAAGGUGCCAGAUGAUGGUUUCAAUUCAACAGAUGAAACACUGUUAUUUGUUAGCCUGGAUGACAGUAAUGAACAACAAAGCGAGGACUCGGGUAUUGAAGUCUCAAAAACCUCGACUAGAAGUUCGCUGGGCAUCAGUACAAUGGAAGAAGCUGCCGUGAUGGCGCCCAUAAGUUCACGGAUAGAAGUGGUUGGGAAGAAAGCACAGGACCUUAUUGAGAGAAUCAACGAGAGGCGAGCCAUGGACCAGCAUGUGAUGAACAGCUUUGAGGAAAAGCUCAUUAAAAAGGUGAGUGAGAUGUGUCAACAGGUGAAGGAGCAGAUGUUUGAGUAUUAUGAGCAGUACAGUCAGGGCAUGGAGGCCAGCAUCGCUGAGCUGUCGGAGGUGCUGGAGAGAAGCAGUCGGAUGAGUAUGGAGCUACAGGGAGCCAGUCAAACCCUAGCCGCCAUCAAUAAAGGCCUGCAGCACAGCACAGAGCAGUAGAUGCACUACCAAACCAAUCAAACUGUGACGGAGCACACUAAUGACUUGUGGUUCACACAGACAUCAGAUUAACGUUUAAUUUAACUUACAACUUGAAUUUAAGGGGGAGCUGUUCAAACAUUUACAGUAGUAUGUUAAAGAAAGUUCAAAUGCACAUCAAUAUGCUAAUUUGGUGACAUGUAUUUAAAGUAAAAUCAGUUUUUGGUGGAUUACAUGUUUCACUAUCAUUCCU
This is a messenger RNA of Puntigrus tetrazona (Sumatra barb), 908 nucleotides long. It is a transcript of the gene syce2, whose product is annotated as synaptonemal complex central element protein 2. Gene Ontology annotation, cellular component: central element. Gene Ontology annotation, biological process: synaptonemal complex assembly. The transcript has 5 exons. The record is from RefSeq and is a predicted model, not a curated record. Bases 143 to 676 code for a protein of 177 amino acids. NCBI's taxonomy places the organism in Eukaryota, Metazoa, Chordata, Actinopteri, Cypriniformes, Cyprinidae.